This is a messenger RNA of Toxoplasma gondii ME49, 726 nucleotides long. RefSeq lists its product as hypothetical. The coding region runs from base 1 to 726 and encodes 241 amino acids. The transcript has 3 exons. The record is from RefSeq and is a predicted model, not a curated record. Lineage: Eukaryota; Apicomplexa; Conoidasida; Eucoccidiorida; Sarcocystidae.
AUGCUGAAAUCGAUUUAUCCCGAGGCGCCGCUCGUUGGAACUCGGCAUGUCUCAAGCAGACGUCACCAUGGAGGUGCUCGUCUGCGUGGACAGGCUGUGCAGCCCAGACAAUGCCCAACACCGCCGCCCAUCGGUGUGAUCGGCCCAGCGAAAGACCCCACAGGUGUUCCUCCGCUGGAACUUCCACAGCCAGCCGUCGAUGAUGACUUUCCCCCUCACCCGAUGGUCACGGAAGUGGAGGAAUACUCGCAAAACGGUGUUGCUUCGGCAUGUGCGAAGUCAGGCAGGAAGAGUGAGCACGCGGCGGCCACUGGUGUCCCACGAGUUUUUUGUCGCUCACGGUAUUUUGGGGGUCUGAAGAAUUGGACGGUUGUGUCUGUGUCAGGCACUAUUUUUCUUUUCACACUCAGGAGUGUCACAUGCGCGUGCAAAGCCCUCACGCGCGUGGCCUUGUUUGUUGCAUCGGAGUUUUUUGUUGCGCAGGCGAAAGUGCCUCCCCGCGUUUCCAGGGCUGAUGGGCCCCGUCCAUGGUUAUUACAAUGCUUUUUUGUUCCCGGUGUUCGGUGGCCGUGCUGCUUUGCGACGCGUUUCCAUCCCGAGCCUUCUCUUACGAAGAAAGGUAACGCGCUUGGCGUUGUCACUCGGGACAGCGGAACGCUCAGUGGCUUGUGCCUCACACUCCAGCUGCUUAACAUGGUAUCUUGUCUGCCAGCGAUGCUUUUAUGA